UGGUUAGCUAUUGGGUGUAUCUAAUAGAAUUUGUUUCCCAGAAACUAAAAAAGCGGUUAAAUUUUCUCAGCGGUUAAAUUUUCUCGGAAAGUUUUGUUACAACAAAGAUGAUAAAGAGAAGACUGAAUUUCAACGGAAGAACUGCGGGAAAUGCGGCGGCGAAGACUUCAUCAGUUUCUAAAGACGAAGAGGUGGAAUGGGAGAUGAGACCCGGCGGAAUGUUGGUGCAGAAAAGAAGUGAUAAUUCCGGAGUUUCUGCUCCCAAUGUUCGUGUUCGGGUGGCUUAUGGUGCAGUGCGGUUCGAGAUCUCGGUGAACUCUCGGGCAACUUUUGGUGAAUUGAAGAAGCUUCUGACGGGGGAGACAGGGUUAGAACCUGUUGAACAGAGACUAAUUUUCAGAGGAAAAGAAAGAGAAAAUGGGGAGUAUUUGGAUAUGUGGGGAGUCAAAGAGAGAUCAAAAGUCAUACUAAUCGAGGACCCAGAGAGCAGAGAGAGGAGACUCAUUGAGAUGCGUAGGAAAGUUAAGAUUCAAACCGCACAUCGCCUGAUCAAUGACCUGUCCAUGGAGCUUGAUAAGCUUGCCGAGCAGGUUUCUGCUAUUGAAAAGUCUAUUGGAAAUGGUAACAAAGUACCAGAAGUACAGAUCACCACAUUGAUUGAGAUGUUAAUGAGACAAGCCGUGAAGAUAGAUAGCAUUUCUGCAGAAGGAGAUGCAUGUGCUCGGAAAAAAUUACAGGCCAAGAGAGUGCAGAAGUGCGUCGAAACCCUAGAUGUGAUAAAGUUAUCGAAUGCUAAAGUAAAGCCGGUUAUUGUUGCAACCAAAUGGGAAACAUUUGAUCCUCCUCCCACUACAGCUCACUGGGAAUUUUUUGAUUAA
Messenger RNA from Ilex paraguariensis (yerba mate), 878 nucleotides. The record is from the annotation of a GenBank genome assembly. NCBI's taxonomy places the organism in Eukaryota, Viridiplantae, Streptophyta, Magnoliopsida, Aquifoliales, Aquifoliaceae.